This is a messenger RNA of Elaeis guineensis (African oil palm), 2314 nucleotides long. The record is from RefSeq and is a predicted model, not a curated record. NCBI's taxonomy places the organism in Eukaryota, Viridiplantae, Streptophyta, Magnoliopsida, Arecales, Arecaceae.
AUGUCGUUUGGAGCAGGAGAAUCAAGAAAGCUGUACAUAGUAUACAUGGGAGAGAAGCAACACGAAGAUCCAAACUUGGUCACUGCAUCACACCAUGACAUGCUCACUUCACUUCUUGGAAGCAAGGAGAAAGCUCUAAGUUCAAUAGUCCACAGCUAUAAGCAUGGAUUUUCAGGCUUCGCAGCUUGGCUCGCAGAGUCUCAAGCAAAGAAAAUUUCAGAUUUUCCUGGAGUACUCAGUGUGACGCCAAACCGUAUGCAUCGUGUUCCCACAACUAGAAGCUGGGAUUUUCUUGGCCUAAAUUGCUACCAACCUACGGCCACAGGAUUACUUCAUAAGGCUAAUUACGGCGAAAAUGUGAUUAUUGGAGUCAUCGAUUCUGGUACAUGGACAGAAUCAAAAAGCUUCAAUGACCAUGGUUUUGGUCCCGUGCCAUGCCGGUGGAAAGGCGAAUGUCAGGCGGGACAAUCAUUUGGUUGCGAGAACUGCAACAAAAAGUUAAUCGGAGCCCGAUGGUAUCCCUAUGGGUUCGAUGCAGAGAAACUCAAAGGAGAAGAAGAAUCUCUAUCUCCACGAGACCGUGCCGGCCAUGGAACACAUACUGCCUCCACUGCAGCUGGUGUGCUUGUGGAGAAUAUGAGCUUCCACGGCCUGGCAGCUGGGGCGGCGCGAGGUGGAGCUCCGCGUGCUCGGCUGGCAAUUUACAAGGCCUGCUGGGGUCCACAGAUCCAGUGUAGCGAUGCCGCCCUACUCGCAGCAAUAGAUGACGCCAUCCAUGAUGGUGUGGACGUCCUUUCUUUAUCGCUUGGUGGGCCCACAGAGACGCCUGGAACUUUACAUGCCGUCGCCAAGGGGAUAGCCGUUAUCUUCGCUGGCGGAAACGACGGCCCCUCUUUCCAGACCGUGGAGAACUCAUCUCCAUGGGUCAUAACAGUCGCUGCAAGCACGAUCGACCGCGCUUACCCUACGGUCAUCACACUUGGAAAUAAUCAGAAAUUGGUGGGUCAAUCCAAGUAUUAUGGAGUCAAGAAAGAUGACAAUUUUAGAGAACUAGUUUGGGGUUCAAACUGUACAGCUGAUGCUAUAAAUGCUAGUGAAGUCGCCGGGAAGGUUGCUCUGUGCUCUGUUCGUACCUCAUUGGACACUUUCGGGCCGUCGUUGAGGGGGGCCAAGGGUAUUAUUCUCGCCAUGUACACCACCAAUCUUCUAGAUUUUUUCACGCAACUGGAAGGAUUCCCGGGUGCUGCUGUAGACUACGAAAUGGCAUUCCAGAUGAACAAAUAUAUAGAUAACGCUAGAAGCAAAAAUAUGACCCCGUGGGUGAAGAUUGCUCCAACUCAAUCCACCAUAGGGAGUGUUGUUGCGCCGAAGGUCGCUGCUUUCUCAUCGAGAGGUCCCAGUACAACAUUUCCAGAAGUGCUCUAGCCUGAUAUUGCUGCCCCAGGAGACACCAUUCUAGCAGCAGUGAAGGACGAAUACGAAUUCAUGUCAGGUACCUCGAUGGCAUGCCCACAUGUGUCCGGAGUUGUAGCAUUGCUCAAAUCUCUACAUCCGAAUUGGUCUCCUGCAGCUAUCAAAUCAGCUCUCGUCACAACUGCAUCGGUAACUAAUGAAUAUGGCAUACCGAUAACGGCGGAGGGAGAACUGAGAAAAGUAGCCGACCAUUUUGACUUUGGCGGAGGACACAUUAACCCGAACAAAGCUGCUGAUCCCGGGCUUAUCUAUGACAUCAAUCCAAAAGAUUAUGUUAAAUACUUCGAUUGUAGUCUUACUCGAACGGAAGAUUGCAAUGCAACAAGAGGACCUUUGUAUCAUUUGAAUCUUCCCUCCAUUGCCAUUCCUAAUCUCAGAACAUCUGUAACCACAUGGAGAACAGUUACAAACGUGGGUCAAGUUUAUGCACGCUACAAGGCAAUCAUUGAAUCUCCUCCAGGUGUUAAGAUGGUCGUGGAACCUUCUUCCCUUAUUUUUGAUGCAACUGCAAAGAUGCGAACUUUUAAGGUGACUUUCACGGCUACUUACAAGAAACAGGGGGACUAUACUUUUGGAAGCUUAACUUGGAGUGAUGGAGGAACCCACUCGGUGAGGAUUCCCAUAGCAGUUCGAGUAAUAAUUGAGGAUUUCUAUGCAGAUACUGCAUAAAAUCAUUCUCGAAGCUCUUGUAUUUCAGGUCCACUUGCCUUAUAAGUAUGUUAAUUGCAAUAAAUGUCAUGCCAGAAACUUAUGUUCUAUGAACUAUGAUCAUGUACCUUGCAUGACUAAUAAAAUAAAUGCCAUUCUAGAAUUUGAUGUCCUAUGAGCUUGAUACAAUCUC